Molecule: messenger RNA, 2160 nt
Organism: Baudoinia panamericana UAMH 10762
Lineage: Eukaryota; Fungi; Ascomycota; Dothideomycetes; Mycosphaerellales; Teratosphaeriaceae
Exons: 5
Coding region: 180-1682 (500 amino acids)
Biological process (GO): transmembrane transport
Molecular function (GO): transmembrane transporter activity
Source: RefSeq, a predicted model, not a curated record
GGAAGCCACACAAGUACCUCUGUGUGCAACCCUCACCUCGUUGCAUUGCUUGCUCUGUGAGCUCGUUGUGUUCUUUCCCCCAGUCCUCGAGUCCUUUGCACGAUCCUUCGCUCAGCGUCUAAGCUCACCCAUCCCGUUCGAGCACCUCGCUAGUUCCGUAGGACGUGCAGAAACGGACAAUGGCGGAAACUGUUCUCGAGAACAAGAUGAAUCGAGUCGAGCUGGCAGAGGAGGAGCUCAAGGAUCACGCAGAUGCGUUGCCGCCGCGGUACCCGAUCGCUUCCAACGACCCCAAUGACCCCUUGAACUGGCCUCUUGCGGCUAAGAUCACGACAUAUGCUACUGUCUGUCUCUUCUCAUUCAUCGCCAACGUCAAUGGGUCCAACUUCACCGUCGCCGUACUUCCGCUAUCGAAGCAUUUCCACACUGAUACCAACCAUGCCACCUUCCUCAUCGGCUUCAACGUGCUCAUGUUCGGUCUCGGAAACGUCCUUUGGGUGCCUCUGAUGCGUGUAUUCGGCAAGCGUCCGGUCUACCUAAUGGCACUGGCGGUCUUCAUUGCUGCCAAUGCAUGGAGCACAACAGCUAAGACUUGGGGCAGCCUGCUCGGUGGUCGCAUGCUGUCUGGAUUCGGUGCAUCUGCCGCAGACGCCACGGUGCCCAGCUUGGUUGCAGACAUGUUCUUCUUGGACCAGCGCGGUAACUGCAUGAUGUUCUUCUCCUUCGCGCUCUCCACUGGCAUCUUCUUGGGUCCAACAAUCAAUGCCUAUACCGUGCAAUACCACAACUGGCGAUGGUCAUGCGGUUACCUUGCAUGCGUGGGUGGCCUGUUGUUCAUUCUUACUUUCUUCCUUAUCCGGGAGACGCAAUACCUCAAGGAGCGCAGGCAGUGGCCGGAGGAUGAGAUCCCAGCGAAGCGGACCUAUGUUCAAUGGCUUAGCCUUUCCGUUGGCUACAAUUCCGACCGACCGCUUCAGCGUUUCCUGACCACCUUUUGGGACAUCGUCCGCAUGGCCACCUACCCACCCAUCUUCUGGACUGGCUGCGUUAUUGGUCUUUUCGUUGGUUGGACCAUCAUCAUUCAGGUCACGGCUGGCCAGAUCUUCGUCAAGCCUCCUUACAAGUGGCAUCUGGGCCUUGUUGGCGUCUUCUCGCUUGCAGGCUGGGUUGGCGUCAUCCUGUCGUUCUACUUCGGUGGCAUGCUCAUUGACUUGAUCUCCAACCGCGCUCGUCAACAUACUCACACUAUGGGCGCCAAGCCAGGAGCCCGUCUUGCUGCUCUAGUCAUCCCGUUCGUCAUCUCUCCCGUUGGACUCAUCAUCUACGGCCUGCUUGUGGCGGAGAAGAAGCGAUGGGUUGGUCCGGCCUUCGGUUACGCCAUGCACUCGUUCGGUUUCACUGCAGUCAGCAACAUCGCCGUCACCUAUGCCGUCGACUGCUACCAGCAAUUUGCUGGCGAGGCUCUGGUCACCGUCUUCGUCGUGCGUAACGUUAUUGCGCUUGUCUGCUCCUUCUACGCCAAUCGCUGGAUCGCGGAGGAUGGCAUGAAGAAGGUCUUUGGUUCGAUGGCUGGAAUUGAAUGGGCCCUCCUUGUGCUCGGCAUUCCGUUGUACUUCUUCACCAAGCAGAUCCUUGCGUUUACCAGCUCCUACGGCCCUAUGAAGAGGUCGCCUAAGGCGUAGGUUUUGGGAACCAGAGGUUUAAGCCGUCAUAUACAGGAUAGAGCGUCACGAUGAUGAACAUACCAUUCUUCUACAGUCAUGCCGAUCGAUCCAACACAGCGCGAGUAAUUCCCGUUACGCUUCCACAUUGCAUCACAUAAUCCCGCAUCUUCGGAAGCCGAGGUGGAGUUGUACACACCCCAGUAGGCUUCAGCAGAAAGGCCGCAAGUUUGAGGAAAGGCUACUCCCAGGAUGAUGGGAAGCCAUUGUGUCCCAUGGCUGUGACCGCAGCUCUGUUCGGGCUUGUUAUCAGGGAUAUUGGUCGUUUGCCCAGGUGUGCUCUGCAAACCGAGACCUCGCAGGCAUACUGUAAUCCUCGUUUACUCCAUGCUCCAGCUGUUCACCCGUAUUGCAAAGGGUGUGGUGAUUCCUCCAACAGUGGUGGUUUGCAAGCCAGUGAACGAUACACAUAGUCACACCAUCGAACAUACAAAGGCGU